This is a messenger RNA of Myripristis murdjan (pinecone soldierfish), 4714 nucleotides long. RefSeq lists its product as uncharacterized. NCBI's taxonomy places the organism in Eukaryota, Metazoa, Chordata, Actinopteri, Holocentriformes, Holocentridae. The transcript has 7 exons. The record is from RefSeq and is a predicted model, not a curated record. Bases 37 to 3921 code for a protein of 1294 amino acids. Gene Ontology annotation, molecular function: GTP binding.
UGACUCAGACUCCCGUCUUUCAGCAUCAAUGCAACUAUGGAUCAUUUUUAUAAAUAUCCUGUUUACUUCGAGUGUCCCAGCCUGGACGGAGAGCAAAAGAAGAGAAUAGAAAACUAUUUUCAGAUCCGCCGGAGAUCAGGCGGAGGGGAGUGCGGUCCGCUGAGGACAGUGACUGAUAAAGUUUAUACGAUCGCUUUCAGAAAUAAAACAGAUCAGCAAAGGGUCCUGCAGAAGUCUGAGCAUGUGUUGGAGUUAGCGACUGGUCUUCUGGCGCUCACCAUCCAUGAUGAUCCAGGGCUUCAAUCCUCUUCUCACACCACUACCUCAACAUCCAGCCGAUCUGUUCAUCCAGACCUCAGGUCUACAACUCCAGGCCAGCAGAGCCACCUGCCUAUUCACUCCUCAACGCUGACACCAUGUGGUGUAGAACAUGAACUACAGCUGGACACCUACCUCAUCCGCUACCUAAAGGAGCACCCCAGAGCUGGGAAGAAACUAGAUGAAGAACUUGCAUCUAUGGCCAGCUCUGUGCAGCUCCACCCAGAUGAGGGGAGGGUAUUGGUCAAGGGCGUCAUCCCAGAUAUGGAUGAAGUUCAACAAUGGAAAGCUAAGAUAGAAAAAGUCUUUGAACAGAUCAACGAACGAUAUGUCUGCCACUUUGAGUUGGACCCACACAAAGUCAGCAUUCUGCUUCGCUCUCGCAGCUCUAGUCAAGACACAGAUGAAGUGAGGGUGUACAGCCAGGUCGGAGUGGCUGUGGUGGUUGGGGAGCAUUCCCAGGUGCAAGCCAGACUGAGGGAUGUGAUGGGCUCGCAUAUCACAGGCCAAGGGUCAGGUGUCAGUCAGAAGCAAACCACAACCCGUCGAUUAGGUGAGGCAAAACUCCGCCUCCUCUGGGAGGACAUAGAACACAGUCUGAGGCAGGACAUCCCUGGAGUGAAGAUCACACAAGGAGAUGCAGGUCAGUUAGUUUUGGAAGGAUCUGUGGAGGAGAUUGUUAAAGCUGGAGACAUUGUUUCCAAGAAGGAGAAUUUGGUCUUAGAGAGGAUGGUUUCUCAUGUGGGCCCACAUCUUUUGGCCUUCCUUAGAAAUGAGUAUGGAGGUCCUGGGAUGCUAGUCAAAUUUUUAGGGGUUGGCAGCAAUGUGGAAAUAGAGCUAAGAGACACUGAACUGCAUCUCUUCACCCUCUGCUCUGAUAAACUGGAUGAAACUGAAAAGGCACUGCUGGACAAGUUCAAGGAAGAAAAAAUUGAUGUCCCAGACCGUUCUGCUGUGCCAUCUGAGCUUAAAGAGAAACUUGAGUCCAAGGCAAAGGAAAUGAACCAAGGAAGAUGUAAGGUUUGGGUAAGGUUUACCUCAGGUGGCAAGAUUUGCUUACUAGGCCACACCAAAGAGGUUGAGGAGCUGAGUGAGGUUAUCAUACAGUUUAUUUUGGACCAGUCCAGUCAAAAUUCCUUAGUUCAGAAGACAGUCACUAUUGACCUGCCUAGAAACACAACUGUUGCCACAUACUACCUUGAUAGUGGACUCCAGGUAGUGGUGUGCCAGGGUGACAUCACCAAAGAGCAUGCUGAUGCCCUGGUGAAUGCUGCAAAUGAGGACCUGAAUCAUGUUGGAGGUGUGGCUGCUGCGCUCAGUCGUGCAGGUGGUGCUCAAGUGCAGACGGAGAGUAGCACUCUAGUAAAGCAGGUUGGGAAAAUCCCAACAGGUGAUGUUGUUGUGACCACAGGGGGGAACCUCAAUUGCUAUAAAUUGCUGCAUGCUGUUGGGCCUGUGCAGGGGAGAGCAGGUGGCCGAGAGAGGGAGUUGCUGGAAAAAGCUGUCUGCUCUGUUCUGAACUUAGCAGAGAUGAUGGAGUUUCAAUCCAUAGCAAUUCCCUGUAUUAGCUCAGGUACAUAUGGCGUUCCUAUCAGGGUGUGCACUGAGGCCAUUGUGACUGCUGUUAAAAGGUUUGGGAUACAGGGGCGAGGCCUGAAUAAAGUAAUCCUGAUAGAUAACCGAGGUGAGGUGGUGAGGGCCAUGCAGGAAGCAUGCAACAGGCUUCUGCAAGGGAACAAUACAGGACACAGUACAAACAGGGAUCAUAGCUUCCAGAGUGGUCCCAGUGCUGCCACUCAAGACCCAGUGAGAGGAGCUAUGGCUGGAUCUGCUGGUGACAGUGUCCAAGUGGAGAUUGUCCAAGGACUCAUUGAGAUUCAGCAGUCGGAUGCCCUGGUAUCUCCUAUGGUUGGCCACAAUCCUCUCUCUACUCGCAUCGGACAUUGCUUGUACAAUUUGGUCGGACCUCAGCUGGUUACCAGGUUUGAUAAUGAAGCAGGAGCGGCAACACCCCUUGAUGAAAUUGUCCCAGUGGAGGGCUUACCUGGACUUCCAUGUGGCUGUGUAUUCUUCCUCAACCUCCUUCCUUGGGAUGAUCAACAAGGGACAGCCAUCCAGGCUCUGAGGCAAGGAAUUGGCAAAAUCCUGGCCUUCUGUGACAGCCGAGGUUUUAGUUCUGUUGCUGUUCCAGCACUUGGCACUGGAGCUGUUCUUUGUUUUCCUCAUGCUGUGGUGGCCAGGGUUCUGCUGGAGGAGAUCCAAGCAUAUGAACAGAACCGGACCAGGAGAACACCAUUCAUGGCUCGCAUCAUAAUUCACCCCAGUGACAAAGAAACUAUCAAGGCCUUCCAGUCUGCCCAGGAGGUUGUGCAUCUCAAAAGAUUCAUGGACAGUGCUCACUCAGACCAAGUGGACACAACAAGGAUUGUCCUGCUGGGGAAAACUGGAGCUGGGAAAAGCAGCCUAGCAAACACCAUAUUUGAAGACACUGUAUUCAAAACAGCCAGUUCUCCACAAUCCCAGACUAGUAUUUGCAAAGCAGAGUCCAGAUCUGUCAAUGGCAGAAGCAUCACUUUGAUCGACACUCCUGGGUUCUUUGAUACAGGGAAAACUGAGGAGCAGCUGAAGAAAGAGAUAGUGAAGUGUGUCAUAGAGUGUGCUCCUGGGCCUCAUGCUUUUCUCAUCGUGCUCAAAGUGGAGAGAUACACAGAUCAUGAGGAGGGCGUUGUCAAAAAGAUUUCCCAAUAUUUCUCUGAAGAAGCUUUCAGAUAUGCUACAGUUGUCUUCACCCAUGGUGAUGACCUCCAUGAAGGAAUGAAAAUUCAUGACUUUGUCAAUCAGAGUGAAGGUCUGAAGGAACUUGUAGAAAAGUGUGGUUGGCGGUGUUGUGUUGUUGAUAAUAAAUGUUGGAAGAACCAGCAGGAUCCCUACAGGAGCAACCAGUUCCAGGUGGCUCAGUUACUCUGCACAAUAGACAAGAUAAUGGAGGAACAUAAUGGAGGCUGCUACACCAAUGAGCUGUUAGAAGCAGCAGAGAGAGAAAUACAAAAGGAGCAAGAGCGUAUUAGACAGUCAUCAGGAAACAUGUCAGAGAAAGAGAUCAGAGAAAAGGCUAAAAUCGAGGUAUGUAAUAGAUUUUGGAUCAAAUUUGCUGGUGUCACAACCGGAGUAUUGUUGGGAGCUUUCCUUGGUUUGGCUGUGGUUGCUGGGGCAGCUAUUAUUGCUGUGAAGUCACUUUCAUCUGUACAAAAUUUAAAAGCAAUAGCAAGUACAGUAGCAGCUAGAAUAGCAGGAGGUGGAGCUGCAGCAGGUGGAGCUGCAGCAGCAGAAGCAGCAGCAGCAUGUGGAGCAGCAGAAGCAGCAGCAGGGGGGGCAGCUGGAGCAGGAGGACUCGGAGCGGCUGGAAUGGCAUUAGGCAUAUCUGCAGCAGUCAUCGGCGGAGCAGGAGCAGUUGUAGGAGGUGUUACAGGAUAUGAUGCAGCUGAGGAAGCAGAAACAGUAGAGGAGGCAAUUGACAAGGCAGCUGGAGCUGUCUGGAACAAAGCUGAGGAUGCUGUCUGCAGAGUAAAGAAAACUUUUGACAGAAUGACAAAACAGAAUUAAGACAAAAAAAGUUUCUUAAAGUGUUACUUUAAAAGUGUGGUUGGCGGUGUUGUGUUGUUGAUUAUAAAUGUUGGAAGAACAACCAGCAGGAUCCCUACAGAAGCAACUAGUUCCAGGUGGCUCAGCUACUCUGCACAAUAGACAAAAUAAUUGAGGAAAAUAAUGGAGGCUGCUGGAGGCCACAUUUAAAUUCUGAUGGACAUAUCCCUUUGUUUAUGAUAUUCAUCAACAUCUGGCUCUCAUGUCUAAUUAGUAAGCUCAUCAUCUGUAGCCUACUUUUUGAUAACAAUAAUCAAUACUUGAGGAAAAUAAUAAUUAACCAAUGCUUAUUUGCCAGCAUGUGUUAAAAGAACUCCUUAAACCCUAACUUUUACAAUAAAUACAUCAGUACUGUACAGAUUAACUAUUACAUUGACUACAUAGUCAAUAUGGCUUUUUCAUAAAAAUGGAACACUUCAUUUUUUUGACUGUAAAUGUAAUGGAUAUGAAAAUAUGUGUUAAAACCAAGGCAAAAAAAAAAAAAAAAAAAAAAAAAAAAACCUGUAUAGUUUAAAUGGUUAAGGUGCUCUCUAAUGUGUUUUAUUUCAUAUUUGAAAAGAGGCGCUUUGAAAUAAUACUUUAAAAUAUUUCUUAAAAUAUUUCUUUAUUUCUCCAGGUUUAUUAUUACUUAGUUAAUGUUUACUUGUUCAUUACAGUCUGAACCUGAAGCCAGCAACACCGUCUCUCGCUUUAUUUCUUUACAUUUCCCCUUACAGGAGAGGAAAAUUGUUGUAGAUAAUGUUCAGCUGUGUAU